GGUAAUAGAAUUCCAGCGAAUGUCACCUUUUAACACUUGGGUUCCUUAUGUAUUAUUUGGCCGUAUGCAUACACACACACCAUGUGCCAUGGAGAGAGAAAACAUGAAGAAAGCAGUCCAGCGAGUUCACAAGUCAAGCACAAACAUUUAUUGAAGGGUGACUGUUAGAGGGAAAGAUUUAGGUGAAGAUGUUUAAUUGUUGUACUAGAGCUUUUUAGUUAGCCGACAGUGUGCCUUCUUUAGGUUGAAAAACUUGCUUCCCUCACUGCCCCACUUUUUCUCCCUCUAUAUCUAUUGCUACUCUGUUCCCUUCUGUACUUGUCCAUCUCUCCAAAAUCUCUUGCACCAUCCCUGAACCCCAACAAACCAUCAUGGUGCAAUCAAAGAAGUUCAGAGGUGUCAGGCAGCGCCAUUGGGGUUCAUGGGUAUCUGAAAUUCGCCACCCUCUUCUGAAGAGAAGGGUGUGGCUAGGGACAUUUGAAACAGCAGAAGAAGCGGCUAGGGCGUAUGAUCAAGCUGCGAUUUUGAUGAGUGGGAGAAAUGCGAAAACGAAUUUCCCAAUAACACAAACUCCGGAAGGUGACCCGAAGAGCACAACCAGUGAGGAGAGCCCCUCAACCUCGAAGGAUUUGGAGGAAAUCCUGCAUGCAAAGCUUCGAAAAUGUGGCAAGGUACCCUCGCCUUCGAUGACCUGUUUGAGGCUGGACACAGAGAACUCCCACAUCGGAGUGUGGCAAAAGCGCGCUGGGAGGCGUUCUGAUUCAAAUUGGGUCAUGACGGUUCAGCUGGGAAAGAAGAGUGCCAAUAACGAGAAUGAGACUCUUCGAGCUGAUACUAGUUCUUUCCCUUGUUCUGAUCUUCACCAUGAGUCUCCAUCAGUGACGGGCCAUAAGGAAGUGGUGGCAACAGAGAUUGAUGAAGAAGAGAGAAUUGCCCUUCAGAUGAUAGAGGAACUCCUCAACGACAGGAACUGCCCCAGCCCUAGCCAUAGCCCCAGCCCAAGCCCAAGCCCAAGCCCAUCAUUUAACAACAACAUUCAACCAAGGGAUGAUGAUCGUGACACUGACACCUUUUUUCUUUAAGCCUCUCUUUCCACAGCGUUAUGGUAUUCACAUGCAUGUUUAAUCUUCAUCUUCAUCAAAGCUCAUUAUUUCGGGAAAAAGGAACUUCUAGUUAUAGGCUACAUAUAAUCACAUCAUAUGACUCAUAAAUACCUAUCGUAUCAUAUCUAUUUUCAUGUAUCUCAUAUUUAUUAUAAGUGUAGAUAAUAUAUAUAUAUACAUGCAUGCAUAGCCCAAUUUAGAAGACUAGGAGGUUUGAAGAAAUUAAUUAAACUACACAUAAGAAAAUAAGAGAGAUGUAUACAGAAUAUUUUCAGUUCAUAUAUAAAGUGCACUACCAUAUUA
This is a messenger RNA of Cajanus cajan (pigeon pea), 1406 nucleotides long. RefSeq names its product ethylene-responsive transcription factor WIN1. Gene Ontology annotation, molecular function: DNA-binding transcription factor activity; DNA binding. Lineage: Eukaryota; Viridiplantae; Streptophyta; Magnoliopsida; Fabales; Fabaceae. The record is from RefSeq and is a predicted model, not a curated record. Gene Ontology annotation, biological process: regulation of DNA-templated transcription.